Molecule: messenger RNA, 1825 nt
Organism: Cloeon dipterum
Lineage: Eukaryota; Metazoa; Arthropoda; Insecta; Ephemeroptera; Baetidae
Product: protein rolling stone-like
Exons: 7
Coding region: 956-1810 (284 amino acids)
Cellular component (GO): membrane
Source: RefSeq, a predicted model, not a curated record
AAAUUAAAAUCUGGAGGUCAGUCCUGAAAAGUACAAUAUCACUCUCUUUUAUAGGUAUGAAUUAUAUAGUCAUCUUUAUCGUACUGAAAGGAAUACAGAGAAGCGGAGCUCGCAUAAACUAAUAACUCAAUUAGUCGUAACUCCGAACAGUCACUCCACUUGCACGCGGCAAUUUGCGUUGCAAAAUCUAAUUUUCAAAGUGGCCAUUCAUCUGGUCUGACGGAGGUCAGAUAAUUCAAUUAAACCCAUUGAGCGGCGCGGGUGUGAAGGUCGAAUAACCGAGCAUAACUACUCGACUUGCAGUCAACCAACUCUUUCAUCAAGAAGCUGAAUGAAUGGUUCGCAGAUGGAAAUAAACCAGCGCCUACUUCCGCCCUCGACUCAAUUUGAACGACGUAAUUUUUCCACCGCUGAAAAUGCUGUAGCAAACGAUUUGAAAAAAAAAUUUGUUGCUACCUCCGCAAUAAAAAAAAUCAUGACACAUUCAUUUUUAGAAUAGGUUAUACGGCAUUGAGGCGAGUGAGUAAAAAAUGAGGAUCAAGGUCCGAGUAAAAUAAUAAUUUUUUCCAAACUUGUGUUUUUAGAAAUUUAACUUUUAAAUCGAUUGUGACGAAAUAAAUGAGCUGUUUACAAUUUUCACGCUGUUUUUCUUCCAUUAAAUUGCUAUUCACUCAACCUGUACAAUUCCCACUACUCGUCAAGACUUGGUGUAAUCGUUGCUCUCGCUCGCGCAGGUGCCCAUAGUCGUUAAGCCCAUUGCGAGACGAGGAAGCACGCGGCUCCGUAGGUAGCGGCGUGUUAAAACCUCUGCGCGCCGACGGGUAUUCCAAGAUGAGGGGAUGAGAGGGGACGGUGCAUUUUGAGGGUGCAACUCGCAUUUAUCCGCAGUCGUUGUCAGACCAUCUUAGAGGGUGCAUCCCCUUGCGUGCAGCUCCGGUCCAAAAUUUACUCUGAGAUGACGGCGAAAAAGUGGCAGCUUCUGACCACGUCCAUCCGCAGGGAAAUGCAGCUCAAGUUGCUGCGGCUGCAACACUCGCGGCCGAGUAGAUUUUGCCACAGUCAGUGGCGCUGUGCUAAAUCAACUGGAUGCACAGCAGUCUACAUGACUUACAGAAUCAUCUUCGCCGUGUACCUGCUGACGGGGAUGCUGCUCAACAUAAUCGACGUGCACGCCUUGGAAAAUAGAGAUUUCGAGUGGCCAGAAGGACUGACUUACCGUGCCAAGUGGCUCGUCUACCUGACCAACUGGACCCUGGCGGUUUUGACCGCGCAGGCCGUGAUUGCGGCUGUUCUGGCCGUCGAGCACCAGUUAUUCCGCUCGCCCAAAGGAAAAAUGACAAAAUUACAUAAAUGGUACUGGUGUCUUAAUAACGUUGGGAACGCGGCAGCACUCUCGAUUACUAUCCUUUACUGGACGAAAAUUUACAACAAAGAUAUACACCGACUGGAUUUUGGCAACAUUCAUGGCCACAUAAUGAACUCUGUGUUGGUGGUUGUUGAUCUCAUGGUGACCGCGCACCCCGUUCGUCUGCUGCACUUCUAUCAACCUUUGAUAUUCGGAGCUGCAUACCUAGUCUUCACAUUCAUCUACUUCGUCCUUGGAGGCACGAACAAACGGGGCAGCAGCAGCAUUUAUCCGAUUUUGGACUGGCAGAAACCCCUUAUAGCGAUCGCUUAUAUCGUGGCCGGAUGUGUCCUUUUUAUUUCGACUCAUGUCUUCGUGUGGAUCUUAUACCAGCUGAGGCGAUUUGUCGCUCAUCAACUAGGCACAAAUUGCCAGAAAGACUCGGAGCAAUGGACUAGGAAAUGAACAUUCCAACGAAGC